Ascoidea rubescens DSM 1968 is the source of this 464-nucleotide messenger RNA. RefSeq lists its product as uncharacterized. Bases 118 to 393 code for a protein of 91 amino acids. The transcript has a single exon. The record is from RefSeq and is a predicted model, not a curated record. Lineage: Eukaryota; Fungi; Ascomycota; Saccharomycetes; Ascoideales; Ascoideaceae.
GACAUUUGGCGUUGGAUUAUAACCUCCAAAUUACAAAAUUUCAGUGAUUUCAAUCAGAAAUAUACCCCAGAGCAUUAAUGACAUUAAAUCGUUGAAUCAUCUUAAUAAUUUGUUCUCAUGAUCAACAACAAAUAUCUAUUUGACUCAUCAGCAUACACUGAACAAAAUAAUGCGUCAAACCUUAAUCUCACAGCAAAAUCGCUAUCAACUCUUUUGUCUAGCCUUUUUGGGCCACGGCGGAUGAUUGGCCCUUUUCUUCACCAAAGCAGUUUUCUCUCUAGGUCGAUAAAUUUCUCGGAAGCAGGUUUCACUGCCAAUUCACGUGAGUUUUCCCAUACAAAAGUCGGAAUAUCGCGAUCAGGUCUUGCAAAAAACCAGCUGGAUCGAAUUUGAACUUUCUUCCAAUUUCGAGAAACGGCUUUCUCUUUUGAGUCCAGCCCUAUCCGACCGGCAUUUAAAGAAAC